Messenger RNA from Macroventuria anomochaeta, 1591 nucleotides. RefSeq names its product Rtt106-domain-containing protein. Lineage: Eukaryota; Fungi; Ascomycota; Dothideomycetes; Pleosporales; Didymellaceae. The record is from RefSeq and is a predicted model, not a curated record. The transcript has 2 exons. Gene Ontology annotation, molecular function: nucleosome binding; histone binding. Bases 24 to 1412 code for a protein of 462 amino acids.
CACCAACAACCAAACACACAAUCAUGGCAUUCACAGCACUCAACAACCAGCCUCCAGUACAGCCGCCACCGGUGCAGGCGCCGGUGCCGAAACCUGCUCCAGCGCCCGUAGUGCCCAUUCCACAUCCACAUGAGGUUUACGCUGCGUUUGCUAGCAAUCAUGAGUUGCGAAAGCGUGUGCACGCCGCCAUAGAUCAGAACCCGUCGCAGAGCACGCUCUUUCGCGACAUCUCGGUGUACAUCCUCGGUCAAAGCUCACAACCGCCCGCCGAACCUACAACAAAGAAGCGCAAGUUGGGAGAGAGUAAUGGUGCGCAGAAUGGCACAGCGGCGCCGUCUGUACCCACAUCCGGCGCAGGCGAUACCCUUACGAGCACCUCGACAAAAGCCUUCAAGUCAUACACUGGCGUCAGCUUCUCGAUCCCUCAGCGAAAGAAGUUCACACUCGAGCUCGUCGAUAAUAAGGAUGGCGGGAUAAGGGCGAUUGGCGCGACGGGCAAUGUCGAGUUUGCGCUGGCUUGGAAGGACGUGGACCAGGUCUUCUGUCUCCCGGUGCCAGAGAAAGCCAAGAAGCAGCACAAUUUCAUCGUCAUACCAGUGCAUGGCGACGGCGUGAAUCCAGUACCGGAAGAGUUGAAACCAUCAGCGCCCGAGCCGAUCUUAUGGACGUUCGAGGAGGCGACAGGCAAGAACGUUGUUGAGGGCGAGGACCCAGGGCCAGGGCCUAUGGCGGGGGCGAUACACCAUUGCCUGAUACAGGCAGGCACUGGGAAAGAGGUCAUUUUCCCGGACGCAGACGAGUUUGCUAGUGCGAUUCCUGAAAGCCACCGCAAGGGCGAGAAGGCAUACCACGUCAAGGCACACAGAGGAAGCAAAGAAGGCUAUCUGUUCUUCACCGCCGUCGGCAUUCUCUACGGCUUCAAGAAGCCUCUGGCCUUCUUUGAUUUUGCCGCUGUAAAUAGCAUAUCCUACACCGCCGUUCUGCGCAACACGUUCAACCUCGUCAUCACCACGCAAACACAAGAGAUCGAGUUCAGCAUGCUGGAUCAAGAGAACUUUGCGGGCAUAAACGAGUACGUGCAGAAGCAUGGGCUGCAAGAUGCUAGUAUGGCAGCAGAGAGACGCGCAAAGAAGCUCAACGUCAACCCGCCCGCUGACAAGGGCAAAGAGAACGGAGCGGCGGCAGCAGGUGCACAGGGCGAGGAGGAAGAAGAAGAAUCAGAACUGCAGAAAGCAGAGCGAGAACUGCAAGAUCAAGAAGAUGACGAAGAAGAGGAUGAUGACUUCGACCCUGGUAGCGAAGGGGAGAGCGAGGGUGAGGGGUCAGACUCGGAAGACGAAGAGGGUGGAGGUGGAUACGAUGAGGGUGACACUGCGGAAGUCGAAGGUGAGGACGAAGAGAUGGAGGAUUGAGAGACAAGUUGACCUGUGUUUUGUACAAAGGAACUUCCUCACUGGUCUCACGGCUGCAGAACGUGUAGAACCUCAUGAUACCCCAUAUCGUUAGCGUACAUGCCGCAAUCGCAAGCAUGAAAUGCUACGAUGAUUCGCAGGGUCUUUGCCUGAAUAUGAUGCUGAGCCACCACGAAAGG